AAAAAAAAGCAUGGAAAAGUCCAAGGGCACCUUACCACGGCGUGCGGCUGCAAAAACUCAGCUUCCACCUUAUCGUUUUCCCCUUCCUAAUGUAACUAACAGCUUGCUUGGUUGGUAUUACGAAUUCCAUUAAUCCAAACCCCAAAAUUCCUAUCCUCUCCUAAAACCCUAGUUCUCUCUCUCCCAUCUCUUACAACCUACCUCCCAUGGACGCCGAGCUUUCUGCCCAGGAAAUCUCCUCUCAGCCGCUCUCUACCUACCCAGGUUCUUCUUCUUCUUCUUCUUCUUUCUUUGAUUCUAAGUUUGGAACUAGUUCCGUAAAACAACAUGCUUUGAAAGCUAAUGAAAAUGGUAAAACUAGUGAUAAUGAGAGUGGUGAGGAUGAGAAGUUUGAAACAGUGCCCGAGAGGCCACUUGUGGCUGACCCAGAUGAUGAAAUUCCCUCUCCGGCAAAAGGUAACGAUGCCCCUUUUGUCCAUUCUCAUGCUUCAACUCUGAUUUUGAAAGACGACUUGCUUGGGGAUGGUGAUAAUGGUUUAGAGGGAUUUAGAGGUGAAGGAUGGAUCAAAAACCUUGAUAUUCAAGGUGUUGGUUAUGGAGAAAAGGAGGACAAGCUGGAAAUGGGCUCGACAGGUGGUGCUGACCAAUCUGUUUUAACAAUGGAAAGCAGAGAGGAAGGUAGGAUUGGGAUGUUUGAGAAUAAUUCGGUUUUAGGUGGUGAAGUUACGCAUGGUGAUUCUAUGAUUGCAGAAGCAAUAGAUUAUAAGGUGGAUUUGAAAUUUUCUGGUGGAGAGAAAUUGGCGGCUGAUGCAACACCUGAUCCUUCAGACAGUGAGAAAUCUGAGAUUAAGGGGACGGAGGUGGUUCCAGUUGCUGGGAAUGGAAGCUUGAAUAAUGGCUUUAAUCGGAUUUUUCAUGAUGAUGGACAACAUAUUGAUCCUGUUGCCACCAAUUCAAUUGAAACUGCUGAGGUCUUGGCUUGUGAAAAGACUUCUGAAAUUGAUGCUCAGAGGAAAGUUGAUUCUUCUAGUCGGGGUCUGCUUGGUAAAGACGAUUUGGGAACCAAGCUAAAUGACCUCAGAGAGGAGGCUAGUAUAGAUUUGUUGGGACAAGUGUCUGCUGAGAAAAUAGAUGGAGGGGUUAGAAAUGGAAUUCAGACAACGGAUCGUUCUGCUCAACCUACAGAAAUGAUGGCAGCUCAUGAAGCAAAGGGUUUAGAUAGUGAUUCCCAAAGCGGAAGAUCGGUAACCAUGGCAAUAGAAGAAUCUCAUUCUCUGAAGUCUGUGGAACAAACUACGGUUUCUGAAGCAGAAAUUAGUUUUGAAGAUGAAGAUGAAGAAGAAGAGAAGCACCAUCAGGACGAUGGUGGUGAAAUUGAAGGCUCAGAUACUGAUGGAGACACUGAAGGUAUUAUCUUUGAGAAAGCUGAAGCUGCUAAACAGUUCUUGGAGGAGCUAGAACGAGGAUCUGCCAUUGGUUCUCACUCAGGUGCUGAUACUUCUCAUGAUCUUUCUCAGAGAAUUGAUGGUCAGAUUGUCAUUGAUUCAGAUGAAGAAGGGGACACCGAUAAAGAAGGGGAGGGGAAAGAGUUAUUUGAUUCUGCUGCUUUGGCAGCCCUCUUGAAAGCAGCAACUGGUGCUGGCUCUGAUGGAGGUAAUACCCCUAUAACCUCUCAAGAUGGGUCCAGGCUUUUCUCUGUUGAGCGACCUGCAGGUUUAGGAUCUUCACUCUACAAUGCAAAAUCUGCACCUCGAUCGAACCGGCCUAACCUAUUCAGUCCUUCUGUUGUAAUGAGUGGGGAAGACUCUAACAAUAACUUGAGUGAAGAAGAUAAAAAAAAAUUGGAAAAGUUACAGCUGAUAAGAGUCAAAUUCUUGAGGCUUGUUCAGAGGCUAGGACAUUCUCCAGAAGAUUCUAUAGCCGCACAGGUUUUAUAUAGGCUGGCGUUUGUAGCAGGGAGGCAAACCGGUCAUCUGUUUAGCCUUGAUUCUGCAAAGAGGAAAGCUUUGGAACUUGAAACAGAGGGUAAAGAUGAUUUAAGCUUCUCCAUGAACAUACUUGUUCUUGGGAAGAUUGGGGUGGGCAAGAGUGCUACAAUAAAUUCAAUCUUUGGUGAGGAGAAGGCUUCAAUUCAUGCAUUUGAACCUGCCACUGCAGUUGUGGAAGAGAUUACUGGAAUAGUAGAUGGUGUUAAACUCAAGGUCAUUGAUACCCCAGGUUUGAAAUCUUCAGCCAUGGAGCAAGGUGCCAACUGCAAGGUCCUAGCUUCUAUAAAAAAAUUAAUAAAGAACUGUCCCCCUGAUAUUGUACUCUAUGUUGACCGGCUGGACACACAGACUCGGGAUCUUAAUGAUCUGCCAUUGUUAAGAUCAAUCACUAAUUCUCUUGGCUCCUCUAUCUGGAAAAAUGCCAUAGUUACUUUGACUCAUGCGGCUUCUGCGCCUCCAGAUGGACCAUCUGGCUCACCUUUGAGUUAUGAGGCGUUUGUUGCCCAACGUUCCCAUGUUGUUCAGCAGUCAAUUGGCCAGGCUGUUGGUGGUCUGCGCCUGAUGAAUCCAAGUUUGAUGAAUCCUGUUACUCUUGUUGAAAAUCAUCCUUCAUGUAGAAAGAAUAGGGAUGGUCUCAAGGUGCUUCCUAAUGGUCAAGCUUGGAGACCGCAGCUAUUGCUGUUAUGCUACUCUAUGAAAGUCUUAUCUGAAGCAAGUUCUCUCUCCAAACCUCUUGAUCCAUUUGACCAUGGGAAGCUCUUUGGUUUUCGUGUCCGUUCUCCUCCUCUUCCAUACUUGUUAUCUUGGCUGUUGCAGUCUCGUAGCCAUCCUAAACUCUCUGCUGAUCAGUGUGGUGGUGAGAAUGGUGACUCAGAUAUUGAUAUGGCUGAUUUAUCCGAUUCUGAUCAAGAAGAAGAGGAUGAGUAUGAGCAGCUCCCACCUUUCAAACCUCUAAGGAAGGCACAGCUUGCUAAGCUUAGCAAGGAGCAAAGGAAGGCAUAUUUUGAGGAGUAUGAUUAUCGGGUGAAGCUCCUCCAGAAAAAGCAAUGGAAGGAGGAGUUGAGAAGAAUGAGAGAGAUGAAGAAGAAAGGAAAGCCUGCUGUUGAUGAUUAUGGUUACAUCGGGGAAGAUGUUGAUAAGGAAACUGGUGGUCCUGCUGCUCUACCAGUUCCAUUACCUGAUAUGGUCCUUCCACCUUCAUUUGAUGCUGAUAAUCCAGCUUACAGGUACCGGUUCUUGGAACCAACUUCUCAGUUCUUGGCGAGGCCUGUUUUGGACACUCAUGGUUGGGACCAUGAUUGUGGGUAUGAUGGCGUUAAUGUUGAACAUAGUCUAGCAAUUGCCAGCCAGUUUCCUACUGCAGUUGCUGUGCAACUCACGAAGGAUAAGAAGGAGUUUAACAUUCAUUUGGAUUCUUCAGUUUCUGCCAAGCAUGGAGAAAAUGGAUCAAGCAUGGCUGGCUUUGACAUCCAAAAUGUUGGAAAGCAAUUAGCCUAUAUUUUUAGAGGGGAGACCAAAUUCAAAAAUCUCAAAAAGAACAAAGCAGCUGUGGGAUUUUCUGUCACAUUUUUAGGUGAGAAUAUUGCAACCGGGUUCAAACUUGAGGAUCAUGUUGUUGUUGGAAAGCGGCUGAUGUUGGUUGGUAGCACUGGGACUGUUAGAUCUCAAGGUGAUUCAGCAUAUGGAGCCAAUCUAGAAGUGCGUCUCAAAGAUGCAGAUUUUCCAAUCGGCCAGGAUCAAUCCUCUCUGGGUUUGUCUCUAGUCAAAUGGAGAGGGGACUUGGCAUUGGGUGCCAAUUUUCAGUCUCAAUUUUCUGUUGGACGGAGUUCAAAAAUAGCAGUUCGUGCAGGAAUAAACAAUAAGAUGAGUGGACAGAUUACGGUUCGAACAAGCAGCUCAGAUCAGCUUCAGAUGGCACUCACUGGUAUUCUUCCUAUUGUCAUGGCAAUUUAUAAAACCAUCAGGCCUGGUGUAAGUGAGAAGUAUUCUAUGUAUUAGCCACUGAAGCAGUUCCGCCCCUCUAAAGAGCUGCCAUUAGGUUACCUUGGGAAAUUGUUAUAUUAGAUUAUAUUGGAGGCAUUGCAAUAGUCUUCUUCUCUUUCCAUGAAUAAUGCUUAGAUUAAUUUUAGCAUGAACUACUGCUUUGAAGAGAUCCAUUUUAUUGUUUAAUAAAUGUUAUUAAGCAUGAGUAACUUAUUGUUUGUUUAGCAAUUUUGGUUAAUAAUAUAAUGUAACCAUAUGUUUGGUUUUCUGUGCUGUCCACAUGGACAUGUACUCUGCUGUAAUGUAAUGAAAAAAAAUUUAUCUUUCUUCAAGAUGUGCCCUUUGAUUUGUUUGAACAUGCCCUUUAAUUU
Messenger RNA from Durio zibethinus, 4342 nucleotides. The record is from RefSeq and is a predicted model, not a curated record. NCBI's taxonomy places the organism in Eukaryota, Viridiplantae, Streptophyta, Magnoliopsida, Malvales, Malvaceae.